Molecule: messenger RNA, 1919 nt
Organism: Condylura cristata (star-nosed mole)
Lineage: Eukaryota; Metazoa; Chordata; Mammalia; Eulipotyphla; Talpidae
Gene: CUNH2orf81
Product: chromosome unknown open reading frame, human C2orf81
Exons: 4
Coding region: 1-1830 (609 amino acids)
Source: RefSeq, a predicted model, not a curated record
AUGGCUCACGAAGGCUCGAGGCAGGAGAGGCAGGCCAGAGACCGAGGGGUGACCCGAUCCAAAGCAGAGAAGGCGAGGCCGCCUACGGUCCCGGUGCCGCAGGUGGACAUUGUGCCUGGGCGACUCAACGAGGCGGAGUGGAUGGCACUCAUGGCUCUUGAGGAGGGCGAAGAUGUGGUGGUGGACAUCUUGGACGAGUUGUUGACUCGAGUCAUGGACUCUGCCUUUAAAGUCUACCUGACACGGCAGUGCAUUCCGUUCACAAUCAACCAGGCUAGGGAGGCCAUGCUGCAGAUCAUCGAGUGGCGCUUCUUGAGCCGGGACGAGGGAGAAUUUGCAGUGGCCGAGGACCCUACGUGGGCUGAGGACGAGGAGCCCUCUGCGUGCAUGACCGACGCCUGGGCCCAAGGAUCCGUGCCGGUGCUGCACGCACCGACCUCGCGGCGACUGGAGGAGACUUCCCAAAGCGAAGACCAAGGGAGCGUAGACCACCUCUCUUUAGCAAGAUCGUGGAUGGGUAGAGACUCAUCAGAGAGUUUCCCCAAGCUGACAAUCGAUCCGGGCCCUCCACCCACCCCGGAGCUGUUUCAGGAGGCAGAGCCCGGAGGUUCUUUAGAAGAACCGGACGUACUAGCCAAAGAUCUCCAGCCCUCCGACACGUCUUUGAUCGCGACGCUCCCACAGUCCGCGGAGCCGACUCCCGCUGGCAGUCCCCAGCCUUCUCGGGACCUGUCCCACCCAGCCAGCCCCCAGACCUCCGCCACGAGGGCACAGCCCCGCAGUUCCCAGUUCUCACUCAAGGACCUGUAUUUUUGCGCACCCGGGACAGACGCCACUGAGGACCUGCAAGAGCCCAAGAAGGAGCAGGUGCUGGGUGUUGCCUCCCGCGUGUCAGCGUCCUGCCCGUCUGCGGGCAGCCCCAUAGCCCUGAGCCCCGGGGGGUCCUUCUCGCAGCCUUGGCCGCCGAGCGCCGACCAGCCCCGGCGCGGGCUUCACAGAGUGGGUCGCAAAGCGGCCUUGGCGCGCCUGGACCCCGCGCGGCUGCCGCGCCACUGGGUGCGCCCACUGUCUGAGAUUCUGGUUCCAGAUUCCGAGGUGCGCGCUCUGGAAGCUUCCCGCGGGCGCCAGCGGAGCGGGAGGGCCGAAACCCCCGCUGAGCCUCAAACUCUAGUCUCCAGCGCCCGCACAUCCCCCAAAGUUUUCUCCCAGGUCCCGCCCCGCGUUCCUUUCUGUACCUUAGACCGCGGUCCAAAACGCCAGUUGUCCACUUCAAGCUUAGGUCUACCGUCACCAGGUUUCGGGUCCAAAUUCCCCUUCCCCAGCCCCGGGCUCCGCUUUCUUGCCACACACCCAGUGCUCUCUGACAGGGUUCGAAGCUCCAGCCCCAAACUGUGGCCAGGUGCCGAGUGGCCUAGUGGCUUGGAGGGGGAGGCUGAGUUGCUGGGUGAGCUGUGGGCAGGCCGCACCCACAUACCUCAGCAGGGCCUGGACUCCGGACACCAGGAGGACCAGAAUCCUCACAGGUGGCCUCAUCCUGCACCUCCAAUGCUCGAGGCCACGUCUCAGGUGAUGUGGAAGCCCCUGCUGCUGCCAGAAUCAAUGAAGCUAGCUCCUGGUGUGAGCUUGUGGGACCCGACCACUAAUGUACUGCUCAACUCUGCUGAACCCCAGCAUGAGGGCAAAGAGGGCAGUGCCCCUGAUCCCAGUGAGCAGCACCCCAUCCAGACAGUUGCCCCAAAGCCCCAGGUGACCGUGGAACAGAUAAUGAGGGACUCAACCCCCAGAGUGUGGUCACUGCCCCCCAAGCACCUGCCCCAUUCUGAGCCUUGAACGUCAGGCCAUGGGGACCCCACCUUCCUUCUGCCUUGCUAGAAAUAAACUGAGUUGCCUUAAGAAGUGGCUUGAUGUCUCUUGUCAGU